AGUAAUUAUUAACUCCCAAGCUAUUACAGUCCCUACAACUACUCAAGCUGGCACAGAGAUUUUUGAGUGUAAAAAAGUACUAGAAUAAUACUUGAUCCAUUGAACAACUUCCUCAAUUGGAGUGAGAGCAUUAUUGUGUAAGGCUAUGUUUCUACUUUUCCAAGUGCGGUAGAGACAAGCAUCAAAGAUCGCUACUAUCUCCCUCUUCUUCUUCAUUGGAGCAAUCCCCUAAAUGUGUUCAGUCAUUUCAGUGAUGCCCUCAGAAAGGCCUUAGCCGUACGCCCGUACACAAGAUAUACUUCACCUAGCCGGUACUGGCGUACUGCUCCACCCCAGACUAUCGACGGAAAUCCAUAGCGCCACCGGAGGACGCCCCACGGCGGCAAGCUCAACCACACCACAACCGCCAAUCCGGGACUGGCCUACUGCAGAGUCUUCCCCUGCACGGCAACAGGAUAUAGUAGUUGGCUAGUUGCUGGUUGGAAGGUGAUUUGAUGUGUACUGGUUUGCUACAAGAUUAAGACGAGCAUUUGGAUUCCAAAAUCCAUAUUGUUCUUUAUGGCUUCCGUUUUGCAACAAAUACCUGCAGAUGAUUCAGUUCUUGUAAGUGUCACCCAUGCAAAUAUCAAGAGUUUCUUGGCUGAUGUUCGUUUCUAUCUUCAGAUGACAGUAGAAGCUGUGAAAGAAAAGCUAUGGAAAAAGUGUGGAACUUCUGUUGCUUCAAUGCGUCUUGAGCUUUAUGAUGAUAGUGGUGCUAAAAUUGCAGACUUGAGCGAUGACAUGAAACCAUUUGGCUUUUAUUCUCCACAAGAUGGGUAUCGGCUACAUGUUAUUGACACUGAUCCAUCGUCAAUAUUAGCUGGUGGUUGGAUGGAUGAUACCUCGAAUGUGGAGAAAUACACAAUCUCUGAGGAGGCUUAUGAUAAACGUGAUGGUACUUUCAAAAAGUUCAAGGAACAAUUGCCACAUAAACAUACUACUACUAGUGAAGCCAAGAUAUGUGACAAUUACAUGGAGGAUCUUUGCGCGCAUAUCAAGGUAGGGGAUAGAUGCCAAGUUGAGCCUGGAGAAAGGAGAGGCAUUGUCAAAUUUGUUGGUCGGGCAGAAACACUCGCUUCUGGUUUUUGGGUUGGAGUUCAAUUUGAUGAACCAGUAGGAAAACACGACGGCAUGGUGAAAGGCAAACGCUACUUCGACUGCCCUCCCCUUCACGGCGCAAUGGUUCGCCCAGAUAAAGUAAAGGUUGGGGAUUAUCCAGAACGAGAUCCAUUUGAAGAAGAUGAAAUUUAGUUGUUUUCUUCAUUUCAAUUGUUGCAAAUUGUGAGACCAAUUUGACCGUUUGAGAGCCAUGUGAAUGAUGCAAAGCAAACAAUAACUAUUUUUAAGGUAUGGGUGCAGACUCGAUUUCACUAAUGAGAUUUUCAAUCUUCAGACUUUUUUCUUGACUUUGUCUCUUCAGUUUUCACCAGUGAUAUUUUUAGUUAUGCCAAACAUAGCCUAUGUCAUGUAUAUGGCGUACCCCCAUAGUUUCAAUGUAGGCAUAAUGUGUAGCAACAUGCUGGGAGUCAUUACAAACAAUUUAGGUAAAGGCAAAAACAUGUAGUGUUUAGGCAAAAAUAUGUAGUGUU
This is a messenger RNA of Cuscuta campestris, 1628 nucleotides long. The record is from the annotation of a GenBank genome assembly. Lineage: Eukaryota; Viridiplantae; Streptophyta; Magnoliopsida; Solanales; Convolvulaceae.